AUGGCUUCAUCAAUUCAACAAAAACGAUGUAGAUACGGUGGUCAAUGUUCAAAUAUUGACGAUCAAAAACAUAGUCAAGAUUUCGAACAUCCAUCAUACUGUCCAGACGGAGGUCAUUGUCAAAAUACGGCACAAAAUCAUGAAAAAGAAUAUUGUCAUGUAUCAAUGUGUCCAGAUUUACAUCAAUGUGUACAUUUUCAGAAUGAUGAUAAGACUCAUUGUACUCACUAUCGUCAUUGUCGACCUAACUGUAAACAUGGAAGCUACUGCGUCGAUUUUCACGAUAAAGAUCAUAUCAAGAAAUACAAACAUCCUUUUCCGCAUCCAUGUUUAUUCACUCCGUACCACUGUGCAUUACAUAAUAAAUCAUUAGAAACAUCCGAAAGUGGCGAACUCUCACAUGACGUCGAGCAGCAUUGUCGUGAAUUUGCUCAUGUUUGUCACUUCGGACGUCAUUGUACGAUUCAGGCACCAUUGCAUUUAGAAAAGUCAAUUCAUGUACCUCGUUCGCUUUGUAUAUUUGGUACAGAAUGUGAAAAACUUCUGCAAGAAGAACAUUUGAAUACGUUCACACAUUUUAAUAUUCGCGACAUUCGAAUUCCGUGUAAACAUGCCGAUAAAUGUUACACACAUCGAGAUCCCAAGCAUCUAGCUAAAUUUCGUCAUGCAAUAACGCUGCAAAAUAGUGGUAUCGUUCCCUUCUAUCAUUUGAAUAGGAAUAUUAAUUUUGCUCAAAAUCAAUCAAAUAACAUAGCACGCAUUACGAAUUAUGUGCAACUUGAAAAUUGGGAACAGUUACCAUCUGAUUCGAUACCACAAGAGAUUAUCGACUGGUUACAUACUGUUCAGCCUGUCCAUCGAUGUAAUCCGGAAAUAUUCAAGUCCAUUCUCAUUCAUGGACAUGUCAUGAGUCGAGAAUACAUGGAAUCAUUGAAAGAUCCCGAUUUCGCUGCUAAUUCUAUCCUUCAUCAUAGUCGAAUACAACGAAUUGAUGCCUUAAAACUGCCCAUAUAUGCAGAAAGUGCCAAGAAAUAUAUCACUGCUUUGGUUGCUAAAGAAUAUGAAAAAAACGGAUUUCCGAAAAUACAAUCGAGUGAGGAUGUGACAAGCACUCAAAUAUUAUCAUCCGACAUUUCCACUUCAGUUUCUCGUUCAGCCUUUAUUGAAAAGGAAAAUAUCUUUCUAUCACAUAAUAUUUCUUCUGCUGAUAUGAAUGCUAUCCAUAAGAAAACAAUUGAAAUAGCUCAGGCCUCCAUGAAACUUCAUUCAAAUCCGGCUGGAAUUGGCUAUAUGAGAGAUAAAGAUUUAGGAACAAACAAACAUGUGUUUAGUAUUCUUGGACCUCAUUUAGGGCAUAACUAUGGUGAUGUAUUUAUUGUUUUCAAACGUGAAAUUCUGCAUCAUCCCGAUGCAAAUUUUUCCAUACAAGCAGCAACAUCAUACGCCAGUGGUAGAACUUACAAUUGGCGUCCAUGGCUGGGCAUUGCUCCAGAGUCACAAGAAGAAAGAAUUAAGUUGUAUCAUGAAUCAAAAUUACAUGUUUCUAUGCCAGGCUACGAACGCGCUGCUGCUCUCGAAAUGAUAACAACGACAAGUCAUUUUUUAAAAAAGAAGACAAUGAAUAUAGAUCUUAAAAUGAUUAUCGAAAGUUGUCUCGAAGUUGAUUCUCAUCGGUCGAUGGAAGCCCAUUUACCUCAACUUAUUCCCUUAGAUUAUAUCGAUCAUAUUUAUAUGGCACAGAAUAUAUUUGAAUGGCUCGAUAGUGACACUGAUGCUAAUCAAGCAAUGGAUGCUGUUUUCAAAGAUCGUAUAACAAAAACACAACAUCAAGGUGAAGUUGGUGCAGCGGAAAGUAAAUUUGGUUCGAAGCCAAGUUCUGAAUCUCGAGCUGAAUAUCAAGAUUUUGUUGUCAAAGAAUUGAUCGAGAGAUUUGGUAAACGUGAUACUCAUUCACUUUCUACAUCCAUGCGAGGCUGUGCCAUUACGGUCCCAUCAAGCAAUUUCAAGGAUAAUAUUGCCUUGCCUUUAAUGAUUUCACAAUCUUAUCUAGAACAGCCUCUUCCGGAAAUGCCAAAUAAUAUUACAACUUAUAUCUAUUGGCAAGUGAUGAAUGGAGAUAUGAUGUUGACAUUGUCAAACGAACAAAUUAAUUCGACUGAACGACAACCGAAUCUUCGCUGUUUGAUUUGUUAUGUUGCGCCGAAGCCUACAUUUACGGAUCUUAAUUAUCAUGAACAAGCUUCUUAUCUAAACAGCGGUCUACCUUCUCAGCAUCAUACUUUUAUCCAUAAAGGCACGUAUGCAGCCAAAUCAACAGUUUUCUAUGUCGGAUGUAAUACAGAUGAUUAUAUGACAUUUUGUCUGGAAAUUCAGCGUUCAACCAACACAGUCACUCUCUCUCAUGCCGGUCCAAAUUCAAUCUACGAUCAUGAAAAAAUUUCUCAUAGAUUUACUAAAUCAGAUCUUGACGUGAAUACAUUAGAAUUCAUUCAUGUUAGUGCUGGAGUUCACACUGUGCCCAUUCGAAAUUUGAUUGUCUCUUGUAGGAAACAAUUUCAUCUACAUCCGACAUAUGAUAAAAAUUUCAAGAAAAAAUCUUCUUCUUUCGCGACAGCAAUGUCAAUUGAUACACAAGUCACAGAACCUUACCAUCCAUUACCUUCCAAGGUAGACAAGAAAGAGUCAAUUACUUUACCUGACUUUUUUGCUCGAAUGAAGUUCAAGAGAGAUACUGUAGUUAAUCAAAUGAAGAAAACAACCUUAGCUAAAGACGAUAAUUCGUUGUUGACGCCUUGUUUCAAUAGCAUUAAUUGUCCUAUUCAGUUUUCAAAGAAUGGACAAGAUCACAAUUCAAAGUUUUCACAUCCAUGUCGCUUUGCUGAACAUUGUCGAAAUCCAGAGCCUCAUCUAACGCAUGAAUCUCGUCGAGUACAUAUGUGUCAUUUAGAUGAUAAAUGCCAAUCUUUAUGUGAUCCGAUUCAUCGAGCGUCAUACGAACUUGCCAUAUUUUUUAAUUCCGUGUCAAUUUCAAGGAAAUUGCACGAAUGA
Rotaria sp. Silwood2 is the source of this 3048-nucleotide messenger RNA. NCBI's taxonomy places the organism in Eukaryota, Metazoa, Rotifera, Eurotatoria, Philodinida, Philodinidae. The record is from the annotation of a GenBank genome assembly.